This is a messenger RNA of Blepharisma stoltei, 531 nucleotides long. The record is from the annotation of a GenBank genome assembly. NCBI's taxonomy places the organism in Eukaryota, Ciliophora, Heterotrichea, Heterotrichida, Blepharismidae.
AUGGCUGUGUCAGAGAGGACUCGUGCAACAUCUGCAAUGAUCCUCUAUGUGCUAAUUGCAGUGGGUUUGGGUCUGGAUUAUGCACAGCAUGCAUUGAUAACGCUUCAGGAACCACUUGCAACUGCAAUCCCGGAUUUACCCUUAUAUCAGGAGCUUGCACAUCAUUAUGCUAUCCUGGCUGUUUGACCUGCACCUCACUUUCAUACUCUAGCUGCACCUCAUGCCAGUCAGGAUAUUAUUUAUACCAAAUGAUUUGCUAUAGCAGUUGCCCUACUGGAACAAUUUCAAAUUUAUCCACAAAGUCCUGCGACCAAGAUUCUCCAUUUUCUAUCAUACUCAACUUUUUUCAACUUUCAAGCCUGCCUACUGGGUAUUCUUCGUCAUCUCAACUUACCUAUGCCACUGAUCGAGGCUGGAAAUUUGGAAAAAAUGACUUUGUUUCAACAGUUUAUCAGAUCCCUGAUUUUUUUACGAUUUCGACCUGGAUUUACAUCUCCCAAAAUGCUGAUUUUGCGAUGAUUUUCUAUAUAA